UCCCUCCCCUUCUCACACACGGAAGCCCAGCUCCCCGGGACCAGGAUGUGGGACGCCUGGGUCCCGGGCCUCGAGUCUGCUCUGCUGUUCAGCCUGCUGGCCUGCCUCCAAAGAGUGAGCGCCUGGGAGAUUGGGCCCCAGUUCAGAUGUGGUGGCUUAAGGUGCCCCAGUGGAUUCAGAUGUUGCAGUGAAGGCUGCUGCAUGGAGAACGAGUUCUUUUCCGGCCCCUUGAGGAUCUUUGUCAUCAUCUUCGUGGUCAUCCUGCCCCUUCUAUGCAUCUGCGGCCUGGCUAAGCGCUUCUGCCGCAAGUGCAGAGAGCCAGAGCUGGAUGCUGCCAUGCCUCACCAGGGGCCCCAAGAUCCUCCCUCCAUUGCUCCCCCAGAGAGGGUCUGGGUCUCCACCAAUGAGCCUCCACCACCCUACAGCGAGGUUAUUCUGAAGCCCACCUUGGGCCUGCCGACAGAGCCCCCCCCUCCCUACAGCCUAAGGCCUGAAGACGAUGCCGGCCUGCAGAGGGGCAUUGACAACCCCGCUUUCUGAGCCUCCUCAUUUCUGGUGCCUCUCUGGUGCAAGCAGAGACUUCUGGGACUCCCCAGAUGUGCCCGCCCAUGCUGCCACAACUCUGGUCCAUCGGGGAUUUCACUU
Molecule: messenger RNA, 645 nt
Organism: Perognathus longimembris pacificus (Pacific pocket mouse)
Lineage: Eukaryota; Metazoa; Chordata; Mammalia; Rodentia; Heteromyidae
Gene: Tmem92
Product: transmembrane protein 92
Exons: 5
Coding region: 46-540 (164 amino acids)
Cellular component (GO): nucleoplasm
Source: RefSeq, a predicted model, not a curated record